Molecule: messenger RNA, 3464 nt
Organism: Ascoidea rubescens DSM 1968
Lineage: Eukaryota; Fungi; Ascomycota; Saccharomycetes; Ascoideales; Ascoideaceae
Product: Pkinase-domain-containing protein
Exons: 2
Coding region: 1-3312 (1103 amino acids)
Biological process (GO): protein phosphorylation
Molecular function (GO): protein kinase activity; ATP binding
Source: RefSeq, a predicted model, not a curated record
AUGGUGUUUGAAACGUUCAAAAAAUUCAUUAAAUUCACAUCAAAACCAGCUCAACCCUCCAAUACAAACAAUCAAGAUAAAGAUAAUAAUAAUAAUAAUAAUAAAAACAAAGAUAAAGAUAAUAACAACAAUAAUAAAUCCACCGAAAACAAACUUACAAAUAAUAACAUCUCCUCUAGUUCUCUGCAAAAUACAUCUACUGACCAGUCCUCCUCCUCAUUUUCCCUACAUCCUUCUGAUUACAUAGAUGAUGCUGAUUCCGAUCUAAUGUCUGAAACCUAUAAAAGCACAAACAAAAAUAACAAUAGUAAUAAUGAUAAUGGCUCAAUAAAUUCUGCAAAUUCAAACAAAUCAACAAUAUCAGAAAGACUAAGAAAAUUAAAUCAAAGAUUAGCUGCCAAUCAUAAAUUAAACGACAAUUUACCGAACCAUCCCCAAUUAUACCCAAGAUAUAAACUAAUUAAAAAAAUUGGAGAGGGUGCUUUUUCCAAAGUCUUUAAAGCUUAUGAUUUGAAACUAAACAUAAUAGUCGCAAUCAAAAUUAUCAACUACAAAAAUUUAAAUGACUCCCAAAUUAAUUCAAUUAAUCAAGAAAUCAUCAUAAUGAAAAAAUUAAAUCACAAAAAUAUCAUUAAACUAUACAAUCACAUUAAAUCAAACGAAAACUUCUUCUUAAUUUUAGAAUACUGUAAAGGUGGUGAAAUUUUUAAUCAAAUUGUUCAUUAUACUUAUUUUUCCGAGGAUUUAUCAAGACAUAUAAUCAUUCAAUUGGUUAAAGCUGUGAAAUACUUACAUGACGAAGUUGGGAUCGUUCAUCGAGACAUUAAACCAGAAAAUAUCCUUUAUACCCCAAUAAUAUACAAACCAAGAUCUGAAAAAGAUUUUUUAGCAUCAAAAAGAAAAUCAGAUACAAACGAAAAAAAAGAUGAAGGUUACUUUAUCGACUCUGUUGGUGCAGCUACUAUUGGUGAAAUCAAACUAGCCGAUUUUGGCUUAUCGAAGAUUUUGACAACCGAUUCAAACCCAAAAACUCCCUGUGGAACAUUAGGUUAUUCUGCUCCAGAGAUAAUUAAAGAUGGCUCUUAUUCUAAAGCUGUAGAUAUUUGGAGUAUUGGUUGUGUUUUGUAUAUACUAUUAUGUGGUUUUCCCCCGUUUUAUUCAAAAGCAACUGGUGACCCAGGGAAAGAUAAAAAUAUAUUAGAAAAAAAGACAUUGAAAGGUGAUUUUGAAUUUCUAAAACCUUGGUGGGAUGAAAUUGGCGAUGACGCAAAGGAUUUGAUUAAAAAUUUAUUAAACGUUAACCCAUUAAAAAGAUAUACUAUAAAUCAAAUUCUUACCCAUAAAUGGAUUUUAAAUGAAGAUAUUUCAGGUUCAAAACAUGAUUACAUUGACGAUUAUUUUUCUCACAAAGUAAAUCUCCAACUUCCUAAAAGAUCAAAUAAGUUUGGUGAACCCACUACCGAAAUAAAUAUAUUUAAUGUUACUUCAAAAAAUCAUUCAAUUCCAUCUUUUAAUAGUGAAUCUUAUCAGAAAAAAAUUUCGGAAUUUAAAAAAAGUGAUAAUAGCAAAAAAUUUAAUCAUGAUUCGUCUUGUAAUAUCAUAAAGAGGCCUGAAGAAAAUGAACCUGAAAGUUACCAUUUUGAACCAAGAAAGCAGAUUAGUCUUUUGAAAAGUUUUGAUCAAUCAAUUGCUAUUCAAAGGCAAAACUCAGAACUAUUGGUUAACGGAUUAGGUAGCUCUUUGAUAAUCAACCCUAAUAUUUUAUCAAAGCUGAAUUUUACUAAUUUUGAAGGCAUAGAAGAGAAUAUUGAAGCAGAAAGCAUUACCUCACAUUUUACUAAUGAUUCUCCCAAUAAUGAUCAUGAAGACGAUAGUUUUAGUACAGAUGAAAGCGAUGGAGACAAUGAAAGUAUUGAUGAUCUGCCAUUAAAAAAGGUAGAAGAAAUACGAUCGACUUUUAAUGCUAAAAGGAAUCUUGUUGAUACUGAUAAUUGUUUAGGUCAUACGAAUUUACUUAAAAAUUCUUCUUUAGAGAUAUCUAGUUCAAACUCAACAUUUUUAGAUGAUGAUGAUGAUGACGAUGAUGACGAUGAUGACGAUGACAAUGAUGACGAAAAUAAUGAUAAUGACGAUGAUUUAUAUGAUGAUUAUCCUGAAUAUCCAACUUAUAAUUUCGGUGGAGUCAAAAACUCGUAUUUUAGAAAUGGGACUGGGAAUAAUAUAAACUCAUUAAUGGUGCCGUUGAAUUUGGGUUUAAAUAGAGUCUCGAAUAUGAUUGAAGAUUUUUCGGAUACAGGCUUUGUAACUGGUGAAAGAAAUGAUGAUUCUGAAAGAGUUGUUGAAUUCAGUGAAGAUGAAGAUGAGGACGAAGAGUAUAAUGCAAUUCCUCAAUCUAACAAACGCAAAAGUUCAAUGAGAUUGAAUAAGAAUACUAUUUCAAUAAUUUUACCUCGACGUUCUGAUCAAUAUUCACCCAAAAGAACUAGAAGGCAUUCAAUGUCACUAGAUACAAAACCUGUUUUAAUAACUCCCCAAAGAAGAGUAAAUUAUGAACUUCCAGGAAAUAAUUUUCAAAGAAAUUCAAUAAAAAGUUUUGUUGCCACUACUCCGGUUAUAUAUAAUAAAAGCCCUAAUAAUAAUAAUAAUAAUAAUAAUAAGGUACUAUUUUCUGAUGAAAGAAAAGUAUCCACGUCAAUUCUAGUAAAAGAUAAUGUUAAUGAAGGCGUUAAAUUUAAAAUAAGUAAUGGUAAUAUGAAUGGAGUUUCUCAAAAUAAAAAAACUCAUUUCCCAGAUGCAGUAAUUAAUAAAAAAAAAACUCACAGGUCAUUACCGAAAACACCAUUACCUAUAGCAGAUAAUUCCCAAACUGAAAUCAGUUCUUCCUUUAUUGAUUUGAGCGAUGUUGAAUACGACGAAGGUUAUGGUGGUUAUUAUGGCAACAAUGAUUUUAAAAAAGAUUCUAUUAGCUUUGUUUCUAAUUCUGUUUUAAAUUCUAGUCCAAUUUUAGAGAAAAAAGAUAUAAACCCAAAUCCUAAAGUUGAAAAUAGAUUCAGUUUGAAUAACAAUGAUAUUACAACAAAGAAGAUUAACUUUGGGUUGGAUUUAAAUAGUUCAAAGGUUAUGUCGCAACCUAAAAAAGUGGUUAGUUCAAAUUCAUCUUCCUGCACCCAUCUAUCGGAUAUUAACACUGCAACUUUCAAUUUAAAUAUUUCUGAAUCUUCAAUGUUCAACAGAAGAAAAAAUAAGUUAAAUCAAGCCAAUCUGACAUUGUUAAAUUUUCCGAAAUCUCCUAAUACCAAUAAAAUAAAUUAAACUCGAAUAUACAAGAUCAAAACAAUACAAUCAUCUUUAUUUCAAAUUAUUCACUUUUCAUGCUUCAAAUGUUUUUUUAUGCUUUUCUACUUAUUUAUUUAUUUACUUAUUCGUUUUUUAUUUUGUUUUCGGAUUUUCUAAAAAUGAAAUGC